Molecule: messenger RNA, 1923 nt
Organism: Ilyonectria robusta
Lineage: Eukaryota; Fungi; Ascomycota; Sordariomycetes; Hypocreales; Nectriaceae
Exons: 2
Coding region: 1-1923 (640 amino acids)
Biological process (GO): regulation of DNA-templated transcription
Molecular function (GO): DNA-binding transcription factor activity, RNA polymerase II-specific; zinc ion binding
Source: RefSeq, a predicted model, not a curated record
AUGGCCUCGAUGUCGCCCAUCAACACCGCUACCGGUGGCUCGGGGGCAUCCUCGAGCGGGGGCAGCGCCUCGCCCCAGCAGACUGCCACCCCCAAGAACGUCGCAUUCGAGCUCCUCUUUCUUGACUCCCCUCAAUAUCGUGCGCGCUUGCCCAUGCGAGUACAAAUAUACCCUCACGAUACGACGGACUCGAUUGUGACCACUGUCAAGAAUUUCUACGGUCUGUACUCGGGCCCGACCGGGUCAAAGGGAGUCAGCUUUGAGGAUGAGCACGGCAACACCCUCAUUGCCCGAUAUGAGAACUUCCGCAAUAACAUGGUCGUCUACGUCCGAGUUAUUGAAGAGCCGCCGGCGAACCCUGCUGCUUUUGUUCCUCAUCCUUUCCAUCCUGGCCCGGUCAGUGUGCCAGGAUUCUACGCUGGCGACGGUUAUCCCGGCCAUCAACCCCAGCGCUUUGCGCAAGACAUCUCCAGGCCCAGCUCCCGCUCAUCUCGGAGACGCAGCCCAUCCCCCAACACUGCCCGGGGCCGAAGAAGCGUGUCUGCCAGUACUUCUAGCAAGAAUGCCCGCUCUCGGUCUGCCAAAAACCGGGUCUCGGCGGCCCGAAGCCAUGCCGAUAACUACAGUGACAGCAUGAAUGGAUAUAGCAGUGGUGAUGGUGCAGGAAGUUCAACUUCCGGCAAGAACAAGGAGCAGCUUGGCAACACUGAUAUCAGCGUCGAGAAUAUUGUCGAGGGUGGCCGCCGAAAGAGAGCCAAAUUCGAAAGCUCGGAAUUGCCCCUGUUUGCGCCGCCUCAGAUGCCGGCAGCUACCUCGAAUCCGUCUGUCUCACCCGCUCGUCGAGUCGAACCUCACCGACCCGCGAUGCCAUUUGUGCAGCCGGGGCAAAAUCCCUUCACGAACCCCCGGCCUAUGCAAUCGCCGCAGGGAUAUAGCCAUGGACCAUCGCACACCAACAUGUAUGCCACGCCUGGUCCUGAUGGCCGCCGCAGCGCUCGCGGCAGCAUUGGAUAUGCCAGCAAUGGCAGUGGAAUUGGGAUUCUCCCUACCCCCGAUCCCACUGUCGGCAGCUGCAUGUCCGAGGAAGACAAGGACGUUGCCAUCCAGCUAAUGCGACUGGGCGAGAUGUCAAAUAUUUCCCAUGGCCGAACAUCUGCGUCAACCCUCGAUGACACUUUCAGUGGUCGAGCUGAUGCGCCUUCGUCAACUGGCGCUACCAGUGACGGAGAGAGCGAGAGUGAUUCUGAGCUCCCACCUGCUCGCCGCCAGAAGCUGGAUGUCGCCGGUUCCAUCGGCAAAGUCUACCAGACUACAGAGUCUCACUUCAUGCCACCUCCCGACAACACCGAAAUCAGCGGCGACGAUGCGGACUACGAGGAUGAUUCCAUUCUUUCCAAUGAACAGUCCAAGCCGGUUAAGAGCAAGCCAGUUACCAAGCACAAGAGUUCCGGCUCAAUCUCCAAGCCCCCUGCUCCCAAGGCAUCCAAGGGUCCCCGCUCAUUAACCACCACGGUCAAGACCAAGAAGCUGCCCCCUGUGCCAGCUGGCCCAAUGUCCCCGGCCUCAAUGCCUCCAUCCCGCAAACAAUCCGUUGCAUCCACGGGGCAAGCUCCACUGGUCCCUGGUGAGGAUGAUCAACCCGAUCUGUCAACCAAGCCGCGAUGCCAACGAUGCCGGAAGAGCAAGAAGGGGUGCGACCGCCAGCGACCUUGCGGACGCUGUCGCGACGCUGGCUUAUCAGCCGAUCAGUGCAUCAGCGAAGAUGAGGGCAAUGGCCGAAAGGGGCGAUAUGGCCGCCACAUGGGAGUCCCCAUCCUCAAGAAGGACGAGAUUGCCCCGAUUGCACAGCCCGCACUAUUACCGGCUGCGCCCAUCUCGGCCGGCGCCAUGACGAUUGACAAGUCCAAGAAGCGCAAGCGAUAA